AAGUUUGUCGACGUCUUAAGAUAGCCAGCUCCUUAUCUUUUGAGUCAUGCCUUUUGAACUUUGAGUCCAAUUUGUUUAACUUGCUACCAGGGGGAGGAUGCACAGACACACUUUUGUCAUAUUAUUGCAUCUCUAGGAUUUAUUUGGGGAAAUGUAAUUCCACAAGUUGUAGCAGUGAUCUCAUCACUUCCUAAUAAAGCAGCAGGGAGGACAGCAGACCAGGAGAACAACCAGAGGCAGAAAGACAGAAAAGAGGAGGAGCGUAUACACUCGUUGCGUCAUUUAUUAGUCUCAAGAACAGAUUUAUUGUCCACUAGAGAUUCACUGAUAGGUUGUGUAUAUAUGUAUGCGAGUGUGUUGGACUGGACUCACAAGAGAAAAAGAGAAACCUCUCAGAGAGAAGAUUUUCUCACAGCAUAUCUUCAACUGCUCAACCAACAUGUCUCACCCAGGUCAGGAAAAAGAUGAACAAAUGCAGCGUCCUGAGGUGAGCGACGAGGACCUGACUGAAACAUUGAACAGACUGGGUAAGAGUGGACCAGCGAAGAGCAAGACAAUCGAAGUAAUGGAGGAGUGCGAGAAAGUUGGUAAAGCUGCUCCCUCGGUGUUCAGUGGAGCGAGGUCAGGAGUGGAGACUGUUUUGAACACGCACUCGGCUCGACCAAUCAGGAAGUAGCAUUGGACUUCCUGACCACGGUUGGACAACACCUGUUCCACUUCAGGGGUUUGGAUCGGUUGUCCUCCAGUUUGUGUUUUUGAACUCAACUCUGUUUGGUCAUGGCAUGCUUUGGCACUUUUUUAAAGUGAUAAUUUCCUUAAACAAAUAAUUUCUAUAUACUUAUAAGUAGGGCUGCACGAUAUUAGGAAAAUAUCUAAUUGCGAUUAUUUUGACUGAUAUUGUGAUAUGAUUCACGAUAUUGGAGGGAAUGAUCAUUGUUGUAUCA
Messenger RNA from Perca fluviatilis (European perch), 944 nucleotides. RefSeq names its product musculoskeletal, embryonic nuclear protein 1a (gene mustn1a). The record is from RefSeq and is a predicted model, not a curated record. NCBI's taxonomy places the organism in Eukaryota, Metazoa, Chordata, Actinopteri, Perciformes, Percidae. Gene Ontology annotation, cellular component: nucleus. Gene Ontology annotation, biological process: chondrocyte differentiation; tissue regeneration; chondrocyte proliferation.